AUGCUUAUCUCAGGAUCUAAGAGGACGCUCAUAUACGACGAUCUCCCACCACUGAAGCAGAAAUAUAGAUCAAUUAAUCUGCUCAGAAAGUGGAAAAUCGGAUGUCGAACCAGGAUCAUUCCAAAACUUUUGGUAAGGUAUCGCUGGUCCGUGUUUGGAGCCGUAGUCACGAAAUUGGCUGCUGAAAUGUUCGAUUUCGUGAAUCCAAUUUUGCUAAAUUCAUACUGCCAUAAUUUGAACCAUACCAGAUCAAAAGUGGAUAUAUUCGGGAUCCACAACUAUCUUGUUGGGAGGGAUGCUUCCACGGCACUUGCACUGAUUAUCAACUCUAUCUUGAAAAAGAGUCUACGUCUUGCGAGCUGGUCUCGAGCGAAAUGGCCCACUGGUCGAGUAGUCAAUCUGGUUACAGUGGAUGCGGAAGCGCUUGCAGCAGCAGCACCCUUUUCUCAUCAUAUGUGGGCGGCUGUACUGGAGAUUGCCAUCGCUUUAUCUCUGAUCUACAUAACAAUCGGGCCACCGGUGCUUGGUGCUGUCAUUGUCAUGUUUCUCUACGUUCCGUUCAAUUACUGCUUUUCACUUAUAAUCAAAUCUUAUCAGGCCAAACAAAUGCAGAUGAAGGACAACCGCGUUAAGUUCACGAAAGAGGUUCUAUAUGGUAUCAUUGUCGUGAAGAUGUACGCAUGGGAGGAAGCGUUCGAGAAGAAAAUAUGUCAUUUACGAAAGGAGGAGGUGAAACUGUUGAAAAAGGCAAUGCUCCUCACACGAGUACUCCAAGCAAUAAAUGCAGCAGCUCCUUUUCUGGUAUGUAUUACUCUUUAG
Haemonchus placei is the source of this 819-nucleotide messenger RNA. The record is from the annotation of a GenBank genome assembly. Lineage: Eukaryota; Metazoa; Nematoda; Chromadorea; Rhabditida; Trichostrongylidae.